This is a messenger RNA of Gracilinanus agilis (Agile Gracile Mouse Opossum), 456 nucleotides long. Its product is annotated as acyl-CoA-binding protein-like. Gene Ontology annotation, molecular function: fatty-acyl-CoA binding. The coding region runs from base 1 to 456 and encodes 151 amino acids. NCBI's taxonomy places the organism in Eukaryota, Metazoa, Chordata, Mammalia, Didelphimorphia, Didelphidae. The transcript has 2 exons. The record is from RefSeq and is a predicted model, not a curated record. Gene Ontology annotation, biological process: fatty acid metabolic process.
AUGCCUGGGGCAGGGCACAUGGAGAACAAGUUGAUGCAGUUCUCUGGAAGUGUGGCCAGUGGGCUGAGCUGGGGUCACCAGGGCAUGCAGGAUCUCUGUGACCUCCAUCCUUCCCUCCACACUACCACUAAUCAGGCAGAGCCACCACAGUCGCCCCUGAGUGCAGAGACUCUCUCAAGCCAAGAAGUCCUUCUGCAGCAUGUCUCAGAAAAAAAGCUGCCUCAAGAAGUCAAAGUCCUAAAGACUAAACCAAAUGAUGAUGAGAUAUUGUUCAUCUAUUCCCACUACAAACAAGCAACAGUUGGAGAUGUAAAUACAGACCGCCCUGGCAGGACGGACUUCAAAGGCAAAGCAAAAUGGGAUGCUUGGAACUCUUUGAAAGGGAUAUCCAAAGAAGAUGCCAUAAAAGCUUAUAUUCAAAAAGUGGAAGAACUAAAGAAAAAAUACAGAAUAUAA